AUGCGUACCACUUUCCACCGGUCCAGAAAGGAGCAGGAGGAGGAGGAGAGGAGGGAGGAGGAGGAGAUGGCAGUGAGAGUGGAGGCGGCAAUCAGAGAGAGGGUAGGCGCGGAGCUGGCGUGUGAGCGGGUGCAGCAGCAGGUGGCAGCGAUGGUGGCAGCGGGCAGGCAGAAGCUGAGGGAGGAGGUGCAGGCUCAGUUGGAGAGAGAGAAGCAGGCGCUGCUGGCCGAAGCACGAAGGAAAGAGCAGCAGGUGGCAGCGAUGGUGGCGGCGGGCAGGCAGAAGCUGAGGGAGGAGGUGCAGGCGCAGGUGGAAAGAGAGAAGCUGGCGCUGCUGGCCUAUGCGCGAAGGAAAGAGGUGAGUGGGGGAGUGAUUGAGGAAGUGAGGGAUCAGGGAGUGAGUGGUGGAGUGAGGGGCGAGAAAUUGAGGGAGUUAACGUGCGAGCGGGUGCAGCAGCAGGUGGCAGCGAUGGUGGCGGCGGGCUUUCAGAAGCUGAGGGAGGAGGUGCGGGCGCAGGUGGAGAGAGGGAAUCUGGCGCUGGAGAGAGGGAGAGAGGAGCGAGAGAAUGAGGGAUUGAGAGAAUUGGCGAGAGACGGAGUGAUCUAG
Closterium sp. NIES-65 is the source of this 606-nucleotide messenger RNA. The record is from the annotation of a GenBank genome assembly. Lineage: Eukaryota; Viridiplantae; Streptophyta; Zygnematophyceae; Desmidiales; Closteriaceae.